AUGGUGGAGGAUGCGACAUUGAUGUGCUCGAUGCGGAAUCUCCCCUGGAUAGCUAGGGGUACGUACCGCAAUAUGGGAAAUCCAAUGGCACACUACGAACAAACAGCUGAAGAAAUAGUGGAUGCUUUGGACGGAAAAAUCGAUUAUGUCGUUGUUGGUGCUGGUACAGGUGGAACAGUAACUGGUAUCGCGAAAAAAGUCAAGGAAAGAGUCCCUACUUGCCAAGUUGUGGGUGUAGAUCCAGAAGGAUCAAUCCUGGCUGAUCCAACAAAAGGUGAAACUGCUUUCUAUGAAGUAGAAGGAGUAGGCUAUGACUUCGUGCCGGGAACCCUGAAUAGAACCGUUGUUGACAAGUGGCUGAAGUCCACUGACAAGGAAUCCUUCGAAAUUGCCAGAGACAUGAUCAUGAAGGAGGGUAUCCUCUGUGGUGGAUCAUCCGGUUCGAAUGUCCAUGCUGCUCUGGAGGUUGCUCGUGGACUUCCUGAGGACAAAAAUGUCGUAGUCGUUCUUCCCGAUGGUAUCAGGAAUUAUCUGUGA
Molecule: messenger RNA, 537 nt
Organism: Cylicostephanus goldi
Lineage: Eukaryota; Metazoa; Nematoda; Chromadorea; Rhabditida; Strongylidae
Source: the annotation of a GenBank genome assembly